Molecule: messenger RNA, 252 nt
Organism: Penicillium atrosanguineum
Lineage: Eukaryota; Fungi; Ascomycota; Eurotiomycetes; Eurotiales; Aspergillaceae
Product: DUF2462 domain-containing protein
Exons: 3
Coding region: 1-252 (83 amino acids)
Source: RefSeq, a predicted model, not a curated record
AUGGCCCAAGGAGCUCUCAAGAAGAACAAGAAGGUCACCGCCACCGCCCAGCGGGAAUCCAGAGCCAACGCUCGCACAAGGCCCGGUGUCAAACAGAUCGCGCCUAAGAAGGCCGCCCUCGUCAAGCAGGCUAAGUUGACCAAAAGACUUACAUCCGGCCUCGUCGGGAGAACGGAGCGCAGUCUGGCGCAGAAGGCGGGUCAUUUGGAACUGCUCGCUGGUGGCAAGAAGGAUAGAGGCGGGAAGAAAUAA